AUGGGUUUUAGUUUGGACGUUAAAUGCGUCGUGGCCUUGAUACUAGCAGUUUUUCUAAAUUAUUCGGUUCAUCAAUCGUGGAAAUUGCUGGCAGAUGUCGAGAAUGGUCCGGACUAUGGCCGCUUUCACAUCGGCUUCUGCUUCCAGUUUGGUUCAGACUCAUCAACGCCUUCGAAGAGUAAUGUAGAUGAGGCUGUCGCUUUGUUCGACCACAUGGUUCGGUCUCGUCCCUUGCCUUCCAUUGUCGAUUUUAAUAAAUUACUGGCUGCAAUCGCCAAAAUGAAACAGUAUGAUGUUGUGAUUUCUCUCUGCAAGAGAAUGGAAUUGCUCCGGGUUUCACAUGACGACUACACUUUGAGUAUUCUCAUCAACGCAUUCUGCCGCUCAGGUCAAGUGGUUUUGGGCCUUUCGGUUUUGGGGAAAAUCAUAAAAAAGGGUUAUAAGCCUCAUGUUAUCACGUUCAAUACCCUCAUCAAUGGAUUCUGUAUCCAAGGGAACCUUUCUGUGGCAUUAAGUUGGGUUGACCAAAUGGUACAAGAGGGAUAUAAACCUGAUGUUGUGACAUAUAACACUUUGGUCAAUGGACUUUGUCGGGAGGGGAGAGUUUCUGAAGCCGUGAGUUUAGUUGAUGAGAUGUUAAAGAUGGGGUAUCAACCAAAUGUAGUUACUUAUGGCGCUGUUGUCAAUGGGAUUUGCAAGUCGGGUGAUUGUGCUUUGGCAUUGAAUCUGCUCAUGAAGAUGGAGGAGAGGAACAUUGAGAUCAAUGUCAUAAUGUAUAAUACGAUCAUUGAUGGUCUUUGCAAAUGUGGACAUAUAGAUGUCGCAUUGAGCAUUUUCGAAAAGAUGGAUAGCAAAGGGAUUGCUCCAAAUGUUGUCACCUACAAUUGUUUGAUAAACGGCCUUUGCGUUUUCAACAGAUGGAACGAUGCUGUCCGAUUGUUGAAUGAUAUGGCCAAAAGAAAAAUCUUCUCUAAUGUUGUCACUUUCAAUAUAUUGAUCGAUGCAUUCGUUAAAGAGGGGAAGUUCCUGGAGGCCAAAGAAUUGUGCGAAGAGAUGAUCCGAAGAGGUUUAGUUCCGGAUACUAUUACUUAUAAUACACUGAUCGAUGGGUUGUGCAUGCAAAAUCGCCUUGAUGAGGCGAGACAAAUGAUCGAUUCUAUGAUUAACAAAGGAUGUUAUCCAAAUGCAGUGACUUUUAAUUGUCUUAUAAAUGGUUACUGCAAGUGUAAUAAGGUUGACGAGGGUAUGAAGCUCUUUCAUGAAAUGUCUCGAAGAGGGUUGGUCGGUGAUACAUGUACUCACAACACUCUCAUACAAGGAUUUUUCCGAGCAGUUGAUCCAACUGAAGAAAUCCCUCUUAAGGCAGUGAUUGAACUUUUCCCAAUUCCUCUGAGAAUUUGCCAAUGCCUCCAGCCUGAGUACAACGGAGAAUGUCAUUGA
Tarenaya hassleriana is the source of this 1440-nucleotide messenger RNA. RefSeq names its product pentatricopeptide repeat-containing protein At1g12300, mitochondrial-like. Gene Ontology annotation, molecular function: protein binding. The record is from RefSeq and is a predicted model, not a curated record. The transcript has 5 exons. Bases 1 to 1440 code for a protein of 479 amino acids. Lineage: Eukaryota; Viridiplantae; Streptophyta; Magnoliopsida; Brassicales; Cleomaceae.